Messenger RNA from Coccomyxa subellipsoidea C-169, 630 nucleotides. RefSeq lists its product as hypothetical. Gene Ontology annotation, molecular function: phosphoprotein phosphatase activity. The record is from RefSeq and is a predicted model, not a curated record. Lineage: Eukaryota; Viridiplantae; Chlorophyta; Trebouxiophyceae; Coccomyxaceae. The transcript has 5 exons. The coding region runs from base 1 to 630 and encodes 209 amino acids.
AUGACGGUUGUUUUGGACCUGGACGAGACGCUGGUGUGCGCCUACAGCCGCAACAACGUGCCUGCAGACCUGCUUUACAGCAGUGCCAAGUCCUUCGAAGUGUCCUGCGUCUUGGGAAACGGCAGGAUGGGCGACGUGGUCGUGUUCCCUCGACCUGGAGUGCAGGCUUUCCUGGAGAGCCUCGCAGAAUUUGCAGAGCUCAUUCUCUUCACAGCGGGCCACCCAGGGUAUGCGCAGCUGGUGAUUGAGAUGCUGGACCCAGACAACCGCCUCUUUGCUGCCAAGCUCUACCGGCCGGAGACGGUGCGCACGCACAUGCAGGACUAUGUGAAGGAUCUGCGCCGUGUCGGCCGCUGCCUCAGCCGCACCGUGCUGGUCGACAAUGAUCCCUUCUCUGGCCUGCUCCAGCCCUGCAACGUCGUGCCGGCCCGCCCCUUCUACGGAGACCCCCAUGACAGGCAGCUAAUGCGUGAUCUGCUGCCCUUCCUGAGGGGCCUGUCCACGCUGCCAGAUGUGCGGCCGACACUGGCAGAGAGCUUCAACGUUCCCGAGUAUUUUUCUAGGCACGGCUACUGCUUGUACGAGGAUGCAUCUGGAUACCUGACAGCCGCAGCAACCAUCAUUUCCUGA